UUUCUAUGACGAGGAUAGAAUACUAUCAUUUAUCAAACAUUGUUAAACCAGCCACAGUAUGUCUUUAUCCAAGUGCUAUACCUCUACACCAGAAACAACAAACACUGCUCGACUGGCGAGGCUUAUACUGGGUCCUUGUACUGAUGUGUUACGUGACAUCCUAAAGACAGAAGUGCUACCAUCUGAUUUGUCAAAAAAGGUUAAAGAAUUUACAGAUAAACUCCCACGUGGACAAAGAAAUCCCCUCAACAAAUCACAAUCAGAGAUAAUAUUCCCCAAACCAACAGAACAAUACAGUGGUGAUUAUUCAGACUUAGACAUAUCUUUAUUGUAUAUGCUUAUACGCAAUGUAAGUACAAUACCAGCGCAUUAUAAAGGUUGGGGAGAGAUUCCGGACCCCGGAGACAGAAGCGUGGCCGCCAACAUUGAAAGAAUUCGUCUCAUCAGAAACCAGUAUUACGGACAUUCAGCUGAUCUGUCCCUAUCCGAUUCAGAAUUUAGACAGGAAUGGCGGAACAUCCGGGACAUUGUAGUGGAGCUAGAGCGACACCUAGGAACAACCACGAUAUACCAGGAUGCAGUCAUCGAGAUAAAAACCUGCUCUAUGGACCCAGAACAAGAGAAAAAAUACAUAGAUUUACUUGGAGAUAUCAGAGAACUUCAUACAACUGUGGAUUAUUUAUCGAGUAAUAUGCUGAUUAUGCAAAGAGAAUUGGCGCUUCAUGAUCCAAGACUUGCAAGAAAGAUCGAAACAACUAAGAAAAUGAUACAAAAACAUUAUGAAGCUGUUGGUCAUCUAUUUGUAAAAACUCAUGCGUUUGAGAGAGCCAAGGAACUGUUGGACAAUAACGGUUAUGUCGUCAUCAAGGGAAACCCCGGGACUGGAAAAACCACAAUCGCCAAGAUGUUAAUGAAAGAAUUGAUGGAGGAAGGAAAAUCUCCUCUUCAGCUUUACAAGUUAACAGAUUUGUAUGAAAACAUAUCACCAGGUGAUGGUAUAGUGGUAUUUAUUGACAAUUUAUUUGGUGAGUUUUCUUUGUCCAGCGAUGACGUUCAAGAAUGCAAAGCUAGAUCAGAUAUGAUAAAGGUUUUAAUUGAAAGUGACAUUGAUAAUAAAUCUAACAGAUUGAUAUUUGCUUUAAGAAAUGAUAUAUAUCAGGAAUGCAUACAAAACGAGUGCAAUGACGAUUUUUUUAUGUCGUCCUUGGUUGACCUAUCAGGGAAAGAAAAUGCAUUGCUCAAGGAAGAGAUCCUGCAGCUAUCAGAAAAAUAUGGGCUAUCUGAAUACAUAAAAGACAAAGAACUUAUUCAUAAGGUAUAUGAAAUGCCACUAGCUAUAGGGUUUCCACAAUGUUGUAAAUUAGCAAAAAGCAAUGAAGAUUUUAAACGAAACGUAAUUGCAUUUUUACCAAAUGCAAUAUCGUUUAUGAGAGACUACUUCAAAACAUUAUUGAAAAAACGAACUGUUAAAUCUGCUGUUUUAGUGUAUCUUCUUCUGAAUGGAGGAAAAGUAGAAGUCGAAUUGAUUGAAAAUCCUCGACUGAAUUUAGAGUUGAAGCGCUACUCUUUAGAAUUUGUAGGUCUACAAAACUCGUAUGUUAACGAUUUCAAGGACAGUGUGUUUUGUUUUGAGGGGUUUUUAAUAACGCAUGACACGAUAGAAAAUACAUACAAAUUUUCCCAUAGUUCAAUACAGGAAUCCCUUUUCAGUGUCUUGUUUUAUUUUGAUUCUGAAAAAAUUAUCCAAAUGUGUAAUCCGUCCCUACUUCUUACAUUAACGACAUGUAAAAACCCCAAAAGUACACAAGUUCACAUAGAACAAAGAUUGUUUAAAUAUGUUGCCCGCCGCAUUGCAAAUAUAAUUGGAGAUAGGUCUGUAAUUGGAUUUUCUUCCAUAUCAUCACUGGAAUUAUGGAAUGAUUCACACUUCCAUGAGCACGUAUUACAAUCUGAAGAAUGCACCUCGAAGUUUAAAGGAUGUCUUGAUACCAACGGUGAUUCAAUGGUUGUGCAUUUUUCUAAGGUGGGAAAUAAGCGAUGGGUUGAAUAUUUACUUCCGAAUUCAGAAAAAAGACAAAGAUACAGAUCAAUAAACGCCGCUUGCUCUAAAAAUCAACCAAGUAUUGUUAAUCUUAUUUUGUCAUCAGGUGUGGAUUGUGAUCUUCAAACGUGUUUUAAUGCUGUACAAAGUGGUAAUAUAGAAUUAUUACUCCGAGUGUGUGAGUCUGUUGAUCUUCGUCAAAUUUCUCAUUCCUUGCAUCCUGUCUGGAAACAUAUAAGGCAUAGCUUACUGCAGGAGAUAUGUUUGAUGCAACAAACACAAUUAAUUGAACAAGUUCUGGAAAAAUAUCCAUUUCUUGUAAAUAUUAAGGACAGCCAGGGCAGCAAUGCAUUACAAGGUGCAGCUAGUUCUGGAGACAAACAUGCAUUCAAUCUUCUAUUAAAGUUUGGCUUUGAUCCAUAUGAAAAAGAUCGAGACAGUGGUCACACGGUUCUUACUUGUGCUUGUCAGGAUGGUAGGCUAGACAUGGUCAAAUACCUUAUUGAGAAAUAUCCUGCAUUACUCCAGGAACAUACAGAUAUUCACGGAGACACUCUUUUGUUUUGGGCGGCUUACAGUGGAAGCAUAGAUAUGUUUGAAUAUAUGCUCAACCUCUUCAAGAAUGAAAAUAUAUUACAUAUAUCAAGUGACAAUAUACCAAAGGGAGAUAAAACAGAUAAUUCAGGUCAAACUAUCCUGCACGCUGCAUGCGAAAAUGGUCAUUAUUAUAUGAGUGAAUACCUGUUAAACAGAUACCCACAAUUACUGAAUGUCUGUGACGAAAAUGGUAACAAUGUUCUCCAUUACACAGCUCAAGGAGGCAACGUAGAUCUUUUUAAGUUUCUUUCAAGUAAAGGAUUAAAUGUCAAUGAUACAACAAAUACAGGAUGGACUGUGUUACACAAAUGUUGUGCUGGGGGUAAAGAAGAAAUGUGUAGGUAUCUUGUAAAUAUGUAUCCAUGUUUAAUAUCUGUUAGAGAUAAUGAUGGAUGCACAGUGUUACAUUCAGCUUGCGGUGGAGGUAGUGUAGAAGUUGUGUAUUUUCUUAUAGAAAAAGGAGUGGACAUUAAUACCUUGUCAAUUUAUGGUAGAAGUAUCCUGCAUAGUGCCUGUCUAAAUGGGAAGUUUGAAGUUUGUGAGUACUUAGUUGAGAAUUAUCCCCAUCUAUUAGACGUCAAAGACAAAUCUAGUAACACAGUGUUACAUGAUGCAGCCUGGGGAGGCAAUGUUCAAAUAGUAAAACUAUUGAUUGAGAAAAAGAUGGACAUCAAUGCCCUACAGGGAGGUGGUGAAACAAUUUUACAUCAAUGCUGUCGUUCUGGUAAAAUGGAGAUGUGUGAGUAUUUGGUCAAUCAUUUUCCAGAUUUAUUGGAGAUAAGGGACACUAAGGGGUGGACAGUGUUACAUUCAGCUUGCAGGGGAGGAAAUGUUGAAAUUGUUUCUUUUCUUAUACAAAAAGGGGUGGAUUUGAAUGCUUUGUCAAAUGAUGGUGAAACUAUCCUGCAUAGAGCUUGUCUCAAUGGGAAGUUUGAAGUUUGUGUGUACUUAGUUGAUAAUUAUCCCCAUCUUUUAGACGUCAAAGACAAAUUUAGUAACACAGUGUUACAUGCUGCAGCCUGGAGAAGUAAUGUUCAAAUAGUAAAACUACUGAUUGAGAAAAAGAUGGAUGUUUAUGCCCUACAAGGAAGCGGUGAAACAAUUUUACAUCAAUGUUGUCGUUCUGGUAAAAUGGAGAUGUGUGAGUAUUUGGUCAAUCAUUUUCCAGAGUUAUUGGAGAUAAAGGACACUGAGGGGUGGACAGUGUUACAUUCAGCUUGCAGUGGAGGAAGUGUAGAAAUUGUGUCUUUUCUACUUAAUAAAGGAUUAGAUACCAAUGCUUUGUCAAAUGAUGGGAAAAGUAUUCUCCAUAGAGCCUGUCUCAAUGGAAAGUUUGAAGUUUGUAAAUACUUAGUUAAGAAUUAUCCCCAACUUUUAGAUGCCAGAGACAAAUGUAGUAAUACAGUGUUGCAUGAUGCAGUCCGAGAAGGAAAUGUUCAAAUAGUAAGAUUACUGAUUGAGAAAAAAAUGAACAUCUUUUCCCGACAGGAAGAUGGUGAAACAAUUUUACAUCAAUGUUGUCGUUCUGGUAAAAUAGAGAUGUGUGAGUAUUUGGUCAAUCAGUUUUCAGAGUUAUUGGGGAUAAGGGACAAUAGAGGAAUGGACAGUGUUACAUUCAGCCUGCUGGGGAGGAAGUGUAGAAAUUGA
This is a messenger RNA of Saccostrea cuccullata (small rock oyster), 4285 nucleotides long. RefSeq lists its product as uncharacterized. The record is from RefSeq and is a predicted model, not a curated record. Gene Ontology annotation, molecular function: protein binding. The transcript has 4 exons. Lineage: Eukaryota; Metazoa; Mollusca; Bivalvia; Ostreida; Ostreidae. The coding region runs from base 59 to 4285 and encodes 1408 amino acids.